AUGACUUUCUACGGCAGAGCCUUCCAGGGGUGCCCGAUGUGUAAGACUCGAAAAGUCAAGGAAAGUCUUUGUGUGCCUUACCUCGGCAAAUCAAGCACUAACAUGGUCAACCAGCAAAUUAUCCCGGGUUCCAUCACAACUCCUCUCGAGACGCGCGCAUCCUGUCAUUUUCUCUCCAACUACGUUCUAAUCCCCAACAAAGGAAGUUCCGCGGGAUUCUUGGAGUUUAUCCUACCACUAGUGCAACAAAAUGAUACCAUCACGCACUUCAAGUACGCAUUUGAUGCCUGUGCCCUCGCAUCGCUUAGUACUAGGGUCGGCGCCGGGAAAGACCUCGAAAAGCUGGCUCUGGCUCAGUACACGAGAGCAUUGGCUGCAGUAUCAAUGGCGUUGAAGGACCCAGGCGUUGCUAAGCUUGAUGCUUCGUUGGCAGCCGUCUUCCUGCUCGGCCUCUUCGAGCACAUCACGGCCAAACAUAUCAUGGCGUGGGGGAUGCAUAUUGAGGGUGCUGUUCGGCUUGCCGGAACUGGUGGCGACAAUCAGUCGAGUUUACGCAUCGCUGUUCAAAUGCAGAUGAUUACCUUUAUGCUUAGCACCGGCACGGCACCUUCGGUGGACGUUCUGAAUUGGGCAGAUGGUACAGCCGGCGAUGAUUGCACGCUGCAGUGCAUGAAACUCAGCAUCCGUGCGGCAGAUUUAGGGGCCAAAAUUAGCCGCCUUCUCAUCCGUCUGCCUCGAACAUCGGAGAAUGUUGACUCGAUACAAGGCCUAAUUCGACAAUGUAAAGAUCUUGACCGAGAGUUUACAAAAUGGGCCAGCAACUUGUCCGAGCAUUUUCAGCGGAAAACGGCAACCUGGGUAUUCGAAGUGCCGCUGGAAUACGCCAAAGCUGAGGCAUUCCCGGGACGCAUGGAUGUCUACCAGGAUCUGUGGGCAUCAUACAUGUGGAACAUGAUGCGUUGCUCCCGCAUCAUCCUGGCGUCAAAGGUCAUCCGCUCCGCGGCUUGGAUCUGUUGCCCUAUGAAUUACCGAACCACGCCCGAGUUCGCGCUGGCCUCUGCAACGUGCACUGAAAUGAUCGCCGACAUCAUAGCUUCGAUCCCAUACCAUCUCGGUUGGUCCGCGAAUAACGAGGAACCUUUCGCACAGGCCACUUCAUCAGGCUUUGCAUGCGGAAAUAAUGACGCGCAGAAGUCUCUCGCGGGGUUUUUCCUGACGUCGCCUUUGGCUUGUGUUCAAGGGCAAGAUUUUACGACGGACUCUCAGCGCGCUUGGGUCCAGGGCCGCCUAGAGUAUAUCGCAAAAGAACUGGGUGUCCGAUAUGCGGGAACACUAACCAAACUAAAUCUGCGCAUCCCUUCUAUGCUUAUCCGGCGAGAUAGACUGGUAGCCGAUCUCUGCCGUCUCUCACCCGACUUCGAGAUGUCACUCAUGGCAAAAACUACAACGCCAGCAGAGAAUUCCCCUGAAAGUGCAUCGGAGGAGAUAAUAGCCGUGCAGAAAAGGAUAGUCCAGUGCCGCAUAGCAAGGCUCGUGGAAGAAGUAAUGGGUGCAUCUGGCCAGGUAAACGAAGCCUCUGCAAGAGGUUGGCUGCAGAUUUAG
Messenger RNA from Akanthomyces muscarius, 1602 nucleotides. RefSeq lists its product as uncharacterized. The transcript has 4 exons. Bases 1 to 1602 code for a protein of 533 amino acids. NCBI's taxonomy places the organism in Eukaryota, Fungi, Ascomycota, Sordariomycetes, Hypocreales, Cordycipitaceae. The record is from RefSeq and is a predicted model, not a curated record.